AGGAAUUUGUCUUUGGUAUAUAUGCUCUCCAUGUACAUAAGGAGAAUAAAAUACAUUCAUCAAGAAUAAAAAGAUACAACACUUAGUCAAGGUUACUAAUAAAUUGUACUAAGAAACAAAUAAAAAGAAUAUAAAUUGAAAGAUACAAGCAACAUGGUGGGACAAUAUCCAUCAGUAAAAACCAUUAAUACUCUGGGAUUGUUCAACUUUUAGCAGAAUACCUAUCUAUAUGAAGUGGAGCAAGACAAUGAUUUGUUUCAUGAAGAUACACAAAACAGAUGGUUCACGUUCUGUCUCAGACUUGGCUCAAAUUCAGAUAGCAAUUUAGAGUUGAAUGAUUCGAUCCUAUUAUAGUCUCGAGAGCUUCUUUGUCUCCUACUGGCAAACUACAGAUUAUGAGAUAAGCGAGGCUGUUGAUAUCAUCUCUUUAGAUAACUAAUUUAUGUUAGAUUUUAGAGGCCAGCCUGAUCUCAGCAGAAGCUCAGUUGUGUAACAGCCAUGACAUUUCAUUUGCUGGAUUUUUAUCUCUAAAGAGGUAAGCAAGGAAGUAAUGCUGGAAAACUAGGAAAACCAGUUGGUCUAGUAGUAUUUUGGACUGAUAAUUAAUGUAAGGAAAUUAGCAAAGGGAAAACAAAGUGGAAGUGGAAAAUAAAAACAGGCUUGAUGUUUGUGAGAAAAAGCAAAGCAAAUGAAAUCUGAGAGAUGAUGAAAAUAUAACUUAUUUUGAAAGUCUCAAGUAAUUAAUGUGAUAAUUUAAUCUUAUAUUUGGUAUCUUAUUCCAAAAGGGAUGGUCACAAUAGUGUUAAAGUUCCAUGUUAUUAUAAAAUAUACGUUCUUGGUAAAUGUUUUGGUUCCCCUUUUAUGAUUUCCCUAAUGAGGGAUACUCAUGCAAAAACUUGAUAAAGCUAAGCUAUAACAUGGAGUUAUUUGUGUAGCAGUGUAAACAUCCACGUUAUAAAACACUGUUAGAAAAAAUCCAAAUCAAUUUGAGGAAAUAUGAUGAAUUACCAGUAAAGAGAUCAACAAACCAAAUGCAACACCUGAAAACAAUUUUCAAAUUGUUCUUUGUAAUCAAUGGACUUGUCCAGAGUGAAACAGAAACAAACAAAAUUAGAAAAUAAACAGGAAUUCAUUAAAACAGAUGCAGAGAUCAACCUGUAGUAAAACAGGUAGAAUCUGACAGUGACAAAAACGUACCACAUCAAAGACAAAAAAUUUCCUGAUGCAAAUUGCCUGUUCUACAUUGGGAUGCUAAGAAGAAACAGGUUGCAAUGCAUGAUAAAACUCAGAAUAUUGUUCUGGUCAUAUCCCAGGCAGAGUGCUUAUUCUUCACAGCAACAGACAUGGCUUCUGCCUUGCUCUUCACUGCAUUUUUUUUCACCAGUUCUAUACCGACGAAGACUUCUCAUCCACACUAUUACAUUCAACCUACAGUAUUGUAGUCUGUAUAUUUAUUUUAUUUUGUCACAACAUUAUAUACAAGCACAUACAAUGAAAGGAAACAAUAGGAUAGGAACGGUAGGCACUUUUGUGCACUUAUGCACGCCCCUUUGUCAUUCAAAUCCACUGGGAGAGGGACAGUUAUUCUGUUGUGCCAAUUCUUGAAAAGAAGAAAAAAAAUAGCACUCUGAAGCAGAAUAUCACAUUUUAAAAUAACCUCAAUUAAGAUUGUGGCGUAAAUUUUUACAUACCUUCAAAAGAAGAGUUUCUGCCCUGAAACCCUAAUUCCCUUUUCCCAUAUAUUGCAACCUUCAAUCAAAGCCUUAGGAAGAUUUCUUGUUGACACCCUAGAGUUUACAGGGUCAUAGUUUGGUGCUUUCUCUCACCUUCAACAAGAAAUCCCUGCUCUUACCCCGGCCCCAAGCAAUUGACUCUCUCAAUUUAGAACAAGGUGGUCUUUUCCCCCCAAUUCCUGGAUAUUUUCUUGGUUCUGAAUUGUACUUUCUCUCUCCCCAUAAAAGUUCAUCACAGUUGCUAUCAGUUACUUUCUCUUGGGUUUGCUCAGCUCACUCCUCUUCUUGGAAACCAAAACUAAGUGACAGUUUCCAGUCUCAUCUUGCUCACAUCUUUCAGGUACCUCUUUCCGUUUGCUCCAGGUAUUGUUCCUCUUUUCCUUUCCCAAGUGCCUCCUCUCACAUUUCCCAGCUCUCUCUCGCUCUCCACACUUUGUCUCAGGACAAAGGGAGGGACUUAGAAGAACCUGUUAGGCCAGCCUUGGCAGGUAUCUUCUCUCUCUUUUCCAUCCCCACCCCAUUGGAUUUUGGAGUCAGUAUGAGCUCUCCUACCACCCUUAAAUCUGGGAUUCUGCAUUGGCUGUCUGGAGGAAUGUGGGGGAAGGGAAGGAUUUGCCAGCAUACGGGGAUUACUCAUCCACUCACUACGCUGAGCAAGUGAUACUAUUUUAAAAAAAUGCAAAGCACCCCAGUGAGAACACUGGGAACCUGCAAGGUCGGGAGGGAACGGUGAAGAGCAGCAACACGUAUUGGCAGCGACCUACAAAGGCUUUCGAACCAGUCUGACCGCAGGAUUACCAAAACAGCCGAGGAGCCUCCUUUGGCCAGCCCAGCUAGCUAUUCACUUCCAGUUCGUGCAAUCCGAUAGAGCGAUAUACCUGUGGGCUAGAGAGCUACAGCGCGGAAACCAAGAGCCUUCUCCACGGCUUUCUAAGCACCUGGAAGGAGGAGACCAGGCGCAGAGUGGGGUAAAGGCUCUGCUACCCAUUACACUGCUAAAGCACGCCGCUAACCACAGGAGCCAGAUAACAGCUUCGGCGCCCCGAGACCUGGCGGCGGUGCGAGAAGCACGUCGGCGAAAGAGGUGGGGAGAGAAACAGCGGAGUCUCGCUGACAGUCCCGCCUGUCCGGACUCCCCAGUCCCAGCAUGCAACGCGCCGCAGUUUGAAUGGCGCUGCUGUCUACGGCGAGUGGGCCGCGGUAUUAGGACGCCGCCGCCGCCAAUUCCACGGCUGGCAUCGGAGUCCCCGGCGCGCUGGACCAUGAGCGGCAGCAGGAAUUGUGGAGAUUAUGGCAUCUGAAGCUCAAAAUGUUAGAAAACGGAACCUGUUAUGUAUUGAGGGUCGCCCUAUUGAUCUCCCUAAGAAAAGGAGCUCUCAUUCCCUUAAUGAGAAUAUGAAGGAGGAUAAGAAAUCUGCAAAACAUUUGGCUUCUUGCAUAAGCAGAACACCAGUUGGACAAACUCUAACCAGCCCUCAUCCUCUGUUCAAAGUAGUAUAUUGUAGAAGAAAGGCUCACUAUUAUUCUCCAAAGCCUUGUUUCAGAAAGAAACAGCUCCCUAAAGUUAGAGGCCGUGACAUGGCAAAUAAGGAAAAUGAACUAGCCUGCGCAGGUAACCUGCCAGCCAAAUUGCCUCCUAAUGGUCGUACUUUCUUACUGAACUCCAGUGAUGCUGGCCGAUCUCAAACAGAGAGUCCUUCAUCAAAAUACAGUGGAUUUUUUUCAGAGGUUUCUGAAGAUCAUGAUACAAUGGCCCAAGUUCUCUUCAGUAGAAAUCUCCGAUUGAAUGUAGCUUUAACCUUUUGGAAGAGGAGAAGUAUAAGUGAACUUGUAGCCUAUUUAGUGAGGAUACAAGAUCUGGGAGUAGUUGUAGAUUGCCUCCCUGUCCUUACCAGCAGUUUACAGGAAGAAAAACCUUAUAUUUCUGUUGGUUGCUGUGUAGACCUUCUACCAUUAGUAAAAUUAAUCCUUAAAAGCAAAUUUGAAGAAUAUGUAAUUGUUGGUUUAAAUUGGCUUCAGGCUGUGAUUAAGAGGUGGUGGUCAGAACUUUCUGUCCAUACGGAUAAGAUAGAAGAUGGAAAUAUUCAGAUUUUAAAAGAACAAUUAAGUAUAUUGUGGAAACAAGAAAAUCAUCUUACUUUGGUUCCAGGAUAUACGGGUAAUAUAGCAAAGGAAGUGGAAUCUUAUUUGUUACAGUUGCACUGAUAUACCUGGAGGACAAAGCUGUGUGUGCACAAAUGUGCUUAAACAGAAACAGUCAACAGUAACACUAAGCAAGAUACUUUUUCCAAAUAAUUCCUCAUCUGAAGACUGUCUUUGACAGAAGAAGGCUAGACCAUUGGAUUAUUUAAUGCGAACACUAAAUAUCCAUCUGCUUCACAUUGAAGUGGAAAAAAAAUCUAACAGGAGCAACUUUUACUUCAGUGAGGUGAAAGUGCACUAUGAAAACUCUAUGUAUGCCUUUGCCGCAUUUGGGGGAUAUUUUCAGUUACCUGGUGAAAUCAUGAAAGUGUUUCUUCUACAUAUAUAUAUAUAUAUGUAGAAUAUGUAUAUCUAUAUAAUACAACAAAACCGAAUUGUGAAGACAGAAUUGAAAACCAUUACUAGGAACCACAAAAGGUCAUUCGCCAUAAAGAUUUUUUAAAGUCAUGUUUUUCUUAUGAACUGUAAAAAUGUAUUUUCAAAUAUGUUAAAUAUUUUGACAGUUUUGAUAUACUGAAUUUCUGAAAUGUGUCUGCUAUAUUAAUCAAAAUAUUAAAGACUAUUUUUGUUGCACUACUGAAAACUGCAUCUAGCAAAGAGGCCUUAACUACUAGAAUUGCAAAUAGCCAAUAUAUUAGGAUAUCAUAUAGCCAAUAUAUUAAAUAACUAUAUAGAGGGAUGGAAAUUCCUUUGAAAAAAAUCAAAGUGUUUACACAAAUUGUGUACAAAUAAUUUUGAAACGUUUUGCACACUGAAAUAUAUUGAAGUGGGGUUUUCCACUAAAUUGACUACUUAAAUACCUAUAUGACUUAAUUAUAAGAGUAUUAAAAUGUAGAACAUGGAGAAAGUUAACUGUAGAUGUCAACAGAAUAGUGAUUCUGUAUAUCUUGCAGAAUUUUAAUACUUUUUCUAAUAUAUUCUCCUCUUUGUAGUUUGAAUUACAUGCAGCUUAGUAAAUGUACUAAUGUUACUGUUUUAAGUUCAGAUUUUCCCACUUCAAAACCUUUUCUGCUAUUCUUUGGAUAUUUAAAACUCCUAGAAAUGUUUACAGCCUGACUAGACUUGUGCGUUUCAGAUUUAACAGCGCAGCUGCUACCUCUUCUAACAAAUGUUGCUGCAAAGCUUUCAGACGUAGAUGCCACAUGGUCAAAUCCCUAACUUAACACUGAUUUUUUUAAAAAAAGAAUAAAUGCAGUACAUCCCAUGUACAAGUUUUACAGCUGUACUUUGUUUGGGUUAUUUAUGACAUUUUAGGACAAUCUGCUAUGGAUUACUUGAUCAUUUGAACUGAAAAACAACUUGAUGUGUUUCUAAACUGGCACCUGUGUUUUACAUAAAUAAAAAACAAAUAUUUCCAAGUAAAGGUUUAGGAAGUGCCAGCAGUGCAUCAAAACGUAAACUGAAAUAUUUAUAGCAUGCUAGCAAAGUUGCUCGUUAUAUUUAAUGUAAUCCCAAAUUAUAUUUAAAUAUUAGUUUUAUGUGUCUAGAAGCAACUGCAGGUUGUAAGAGGCCUUAUAUACAUUUCCUUAUAAAAACAAUUCUGAAUUGUUAAAAUCAACAUUAUAAGUCUAGUUCUGUUGACUUACAGACUCUUCCAGCUGUACAGAGUCAUGCAAAUUUUUCCUGGGUCUUAUAUCUUUAUAUAAGAGAAAAGCUGUCCUGUUCUUGAGCCAACAGAGCUAAAAAUAAUUUAAGGAUUAAAUAUGUAAAAUCAAUCAUUAUUACCGUAAUGUUUUUAAGGGCUUACUACAUGAAAUCAGUAGCAUCAAUAACAGACUGUAUAAUUCUAUAACAUUACUGUACUCAUCUGAUCAACUAAUUUAAGACAAGUAGCAAUUUUAUUCACUUUCACAUUGACUUCCUAUUUCAUAGGCCAUUUUGCCUUGAUAAUUGCUUUUUCUUUUAUUCCAUUCUAUAGAAGGAUAGUUAAUAUAAAGUGGCAUUGCAAAAAAUAAAGGCUUAAAAUAAUUAUGAAUGAAGUAGAUGGAGAUUUUGGGAUAUUUUGUGUAUGGAGAUUUGAAUUUUUUUUAUAAAUGUUAAGACCUAUUAAAAGUUGUUUAGUUGUUUUGUUUUCCAUUAAAAUUGGUAUUAAAUCAUACAGCCACACUUUGUGCAACAUCAGCCCCUAGAAAAUGCAACAGGGAAUGAGCCGCCAAUCACUUAUAAUGAUUUACACAUUAGAUGUACCUAGCUUCAGUAUAUGCUGCACCAAUGCGUACUAAACAAAGGAUGAUAAGGUGAAGCAUCUGAAGAGUGUGCUUUGCAAAACUAUAGAACUGUGCAGCAGUAUAGUUAGUCCUCAUUUAGUGACCAGAGUUGGGACUGGAAACUCAGUCACUAAGUGAAGCAGUCGCUAAGUGAAAAAUCACAAGGCUGUGACUGCUUUCUGAUUUUAUUUCCUUUUCUUUUCCCCCACUCCCCUGCCUUUUGAAAUGCUCACUCUCAGCGCUAGGAUAAUUACUAAGUAGGGAUUUAAUGUUCCUAUUUACAUUCAUUAAAGAGGGAGGGACUACAAGAAGGUAAGCAGGCACAUAAUAGGGGAUAUAUAUUGAAAAGAAUGCAACAAUAGACAACAUGAGUACAUUCCUUUAAAUGUAUAUUCAUUGUGUGCCUGCUUACUGUCUUGUCAUCUCUAUUUCUCCAUUCUCUCUGCUCUGUGAGGGGAAAAAAACAGAUCAUGCACAGGACAAUAUGUAGGAUUGUAAUGAUGACACGUGUGACUGAGGGAUGCUGCAAAGAUUGUAAAAGCUCAGCUUGGUCACAGUUAUCUUUUCAGCACUGUCAAAAUUUCAAAUGAUUGCUGCACAAGGCAACUGGUAAGCAAAGUUUGCCUGUAUAUAUUCAGUCAUCAAAAAGAUCAGGCCUGGGGAAAAGCAACUCUAAAAUACUUUUUGGAGAUCAAUUGCAAAGUGAUGUACAACUGUACAAAACAUUCUACUGCAAUUGAAGCAUAGAUUUAAAAAGCCAUGUCCUUUUGAGAAUUUAUAAGCUGCUUCAAAAACUGUCUUGCAGUCUGUAUAAAUGUGUCUGCAAUAAUUUAGCUUCAGUGGUGUCUGAAUAAAAGUGCAUGCACAGUUUUUACUUUCAUUUGUUUGACUGUUGCUGCAAUUACUAAUACAGUAGUACAUUGGUAUGUCUAUUUUGACAAGAAUACUUCAGGAAAACGCAUAAGUUAGGCAAAAUAAAGUUUCAAUAAUGGAGAAUCAAUAUACCUCAUGGUUGAAUUGUUGGGGUUCUUAUUCUUUGAGCUUUUUUCUUGCAACUUUUUUCCUCACUUAUGCACUUAUGUUACUUAGGCUAAUAAUGAAAUAACUGCAAGAAGACAAGGAAACACAGAGAACGCAAGAAACCAACAAAAUAAUUACAUAGUGCUCAACAUCAAGUACUUGAAUAGAAUUGUUAUUUUUAUUGGGAGGAUCUAUAAUGUCUGCCAGGUAUCAUCUGAACUUUGUAAAACAGUAGACUUUGGCAAUAAAUUCCAUAUAUUUGUGUGUGAUUAUUUUCCUAUUUUAAUACCAACAUUGGUAAUCUUUGUGUCUGCCUGACCCAGGAUGUUAUAUAAAAUUAUGAGCUAUAAUUGUAAAUGCUUUCCUUGUGAAGAAUUGAAAAUAAAAAAAAAUGAACUCACAAA
Molecule: messenger RNA, 7566 nt
Organism: Ahaetulla prasina
Lineage: Eukaryota; Metazoa; Chordata; Lepidosauria; Squamata; Colubridae
Gene: KATNBL1
Product: katanin regulatory subunit B1 like 1
Exons: 10
Coding region: 3024-3938 (304 amino acids)
Cellular component (GO): nucleolus
Molecular function (GO): microtubule binding
Source: RefSeq, a predicted model, not a curated record